CCACUACAAGAAGUCACAUGUCUACGCCGUUACUAGUUUUCAUAGUAAUUUCGACUUCCUGCUUCCGAUUGGUUACAGUGGUUUAUCGGAGAAUUAGAGAGCGAAGGUGAAUCCCACGUGAAUAAUUAAGCUGGCAAAAAACUGGUUUCUACACAUCAUUUAAAUUAGUGAUGACGAUAUUCAGUCAACGUUUAUUAGAUGCAGUAWUAGCUGAAAAAAUAAAUCCGAUUUAUGUGGAUGACGAGCAAGUGCAUCACCACAACAACAAUGAGACGUGGAAGAACAAAAGUGGUAGUUCCGGGUACGACAGCCAACCGCCCUCGGACCACUCGAGCUUGGACAAGGGUUCACCGCCGGCCACGAAGAGUCUGAGGAACGGUACGUCACCACCGUCUUCGGACGAAUCGUUGGGCAGUCCGGUGCAAAGGAAGUCGGCGCCAUGGCUGCUGUCGCCCAUCAAAGAGGGUGUCAUCGACGUGCAUCAGUACUGCAUACCGCGGCCGGUGUGGCCGGGACAUGCCGAUAGUGGCGUACUCAGAUACGCCGCGGAAUCGGACCGCAUACCACGGGUCAAGAGCUGCAGGCACUGCGCCCGAUGCCGGUGCCGUAGUAAUAGCACCAGCAGUAGCAGCACCAGUAGCACCAACAGCGGCCGUAAGCCUGCGGGUGGUAUUGGUAGCGGUGGUGACAGCUUUUCCGGGUACUCGUCCGCGUUUGGCGGCGGCACCAUCAGCACCGGCAGCACGAGCACCACCUCCAGUGGCGGUGGCGUCGCGGGAUUGUGUUCAGACGACAUCAACCCGUCGCCGGCCGGCAACUGUUCGGUCGUUUACAAUCAAUCGCCAUUGGCGUUGGACCCUCGUUUCGGCGACGGCGUUGGCGUCAACAAGGCUCUGGUAGACAAAUGGAAUUCCGUCGACCUGAGACUCAACCAAAAGACUGAUAACCUACACUACGAUUGCGGCGCCAUGUUACGUGGAUUGCAAUUUACGUUGGACACGCAGCAAGCCGAAAAGCUGAUGCAGAAGAUCAAAGUGGGGAAGAAGCAAAGGUGUUGGUGUCGCUUCGUCACGGCGUGCGUAGGCCUGAUCAUGUUCCUCGUGUCCGUGGUCACCGUAAGCCUCACGCUUACCAGGGGACAAAAAAUGUUCGGCUCUCUCUGACGAUAUCGCAUUCAAACUCUCGUCUCUCAUAAUAAAGUAAUAACAAUAAUAAUAUUACUUAUAAUACACAUAUUUAUUAUUAUUAUUGUUAUUGCAUCUUAAAAUUUAAAAUUAUAACUAUUUAUCAAUACCUACAUUAUCAUUGUUAAUACAUCCACAUAUUGUAUUUAUGUACUACAAUGUAGAUAAAAUCUACAGUACAACGUAUGUACGUACAUUAAAUCAAACAAUUGUAUUAACAUUAUGCCAUUCUACACAGUGGCGUGGCAAACUCAAAUAUUAUCAGAGGUAUGUACAUUUUUCGAUACCCACCCUACAACCUAUCCACCUAUACCAAGGCACACACAGCCAUCCAUCAACAGCUAUUCUUGAACACUGGGUUUUUAUCUCUCUCUCUUAAAAGUUAUCCUACGAAAAAACAUUUAUGGUGGUGGGGAGUGAUUGCCUCUUGCCAGUGGCGUAAUUUGGAAUUGGUUGUGGCGUGCUAUAUAAAUUUAUAUUAUCAUCUUAAUGGGGGCUAUCACCUCCCUUGACCAUUAAAUUUCGUAUAUCAUAGUAUUAUAUUAAUUUGUUAUUAUAAAUUAAAUGAGGUAAAUGAUAGUAUAAUAAUCGUUUCCAAAAUU
This is a messenger RNA of Diuraphis noxia (Russian wheat aphid), 1786 nucleotides long. RefSeq lists its product as uncharacterized. The record is from RefSeq and is a predicted model, not a curated record. NCBI's taxonomy places the organism in Eukaryota, Metazoa, Arthropoda, Insecta, Hemiptera, Aphididae.